GGGACCGAAUACACAUUGCUGGGUCAUAUGUCUCUGCAUGUUCCAAAUGGGAAACCAUAAGGUGGAGGAGGAGUUGAGCAAAGAGACCCUGGGUGAAUGUCGGAGAAAGACAUGGGAGGACAACCGACGGAAGGCUGCACGUGUGGGGCGGUGUCUUGGAGGUCUAGACCUCGAGCUAGCAGUGCGAGAACUGCAGAGGGAGAAUGUGGAGAUCAAAGCUGAACUGAGAAGGCUGAGAGCACAGCUUGAGAAAUUGGAAAGCCCAAGGCCCAGUUUCCCCCUGGAGUCUCCCAAACCACGAGACAACAGGUUUCCCUCACUCUCCCUCAGACAGCCUACCAGAUUUGCACCUGGUGAGCCCCACUGGCUCCAAGAAGCCCCAUCAUCCAGACCCUACAGGCCUUGCCGUCCACUACUGCCUCCCCUGUCCUUUCACUCAGAUGUGAGGGCAGCACCAAAUGCACAGGAGAAGCUGUUCAAGGAGACACAUGAGAAGACACAUGAGAAGAAGAAACUGAAACGUCAGCAAAAAGACAUAGAGCAGACAACGAAAGAAGCGAAUGGAGCCACGGAAGCAAGAAAAUGUGAGAAGAAGAGAUUUCGUAUUAGGAUUAUGAUGAAUCUGCCCAACAACAUUCCCAGUGAUGUGGACUGUUAUCUGUUCCCUCCCACUUCCACCUGUAGUCUGGUACAUAAUCUUACAGGAUUUGUCAUGGACCAGUGA
Electrophorus electricus (electric eel) is the source of this 724-nucleotide messenger RNA. The record is from RefSeq and is a predicted model, not a curated record. NCBI's taxonomy places the organism in Eukaryota, Metazoa, Chordata, Actinopteri, Gymnotiformes, Gymnotidae.